AUGUCUGCUACUUUCAACAUCGCAGUAAAUUAUCAGCUCUUAAGUAAUUUUCGAUCGCUGAUAUCUGUUAUUGAGCAAGAAGUCCCAGGGAAAGGUGAGCGGUUGUGCCCCGCGGUUACAUACGCGAAAAUGUCCUGUUACGAUCGAGGUUUCCGUCUUAAUGACGCGGUGUCUGAGUGCUCGAUGAGAAGCAAAGCCCGGAUAGAUUCGUUAUUUGAAGACACUAGGUCAAUAUGUAGUUCGAGCUAUGGGGAUUUGUAUGGAAGUAUUUAUGGACAGACUGGAAAUCUCGAGGAUGUUAAUCUCGACGCGCAGAAAAAAAUAAACGGCGCUGUCCAGGCACGGAUUGAGGCCAUGUUUGCAUCCGUCGAGGCUGAAGCUGGUGAAAAGGGUGAAUGUGCUGCUGCUAUCUUGCCGGUCAAAUAUUUAGGCGCCGCGCCGGUGGGUGGUCGGAUUGCCAGCGUGCGAGGGCUUCAGGAACCACUGAGACAAUUAUUAGAACGCAUGGAUACGAUUGUGUCCGCAGAGCUGGAGGUAUCAAGACGCGGGCUGACAUUCCGGACAUCUGGAUCCAUUGAGAAAACGAAUCCGUUUCGAAGAAUUGCGGUAUGGAGUGCACUGAGAUUGCGUGUAAGACGAUUGGCAUCACCGACACUAGUGGCUGGAGAUGUAGGAGUAGCAACGCCCGAUGAGUAUCAUCACGCAUUUAUUCCACUAAUUGGCGAUGAUCAAGUACCAGGUAGUGAAGAUAAGCACGCGGACUUGUAUCGUACGAUGCGAGGCCUGGCAACAGAUGUAAGCCGUUAUCCACCGCUUUUUGCCGUUGUAAUGAGACGUCCCGGAGCAGCUAGAGUACUCGAGUGUCAUGUAUUUGCGUGCUCAAGUGAAGAGGAAGCUGUUGCUGCUGCUGCAACACUAUAUCGGGCAUUAUUGGCUGACUUGGACUCGAAUCGCAGACGUCCCAGACAGACAAAUGGUCUCGGAUGCGUCAGCUUGGCUUCUGUUGCUUCAAGUAUCGCUGAUUACACUUCGAUCGCCAGCAAAAAUACUUACAAUAAUUUACCGCCCAAAACUUUGGCUCCUCACCCUGUCAGACCGCCCAGAUCCAAGAAAAGUUCUCUGUCCGGGUCUGUAACUGACGGCGGGUCUUCUAGAUCAAUUAACACUAGCAAAGUAAUUAGACGUAAAAAAACUUCGGAAAUCAGAUCUGAGGACGUCGCUGAAGCGAGGAAACGGCAAAGCCAGAUGGUAAAAGACUCUAGAUGUGUUUUGAAAGAGUUGAGAGACGACACUGGGCACUUGUCUUGUCAAGAAAAUAAUAGAGAAGUGAAACGUAUGAAUUCUAUCAAUAGAAAUAGCAAUGAAGGUAUUAAUAAUAUGAGGAAUAAAAUUUACUCUGGUAAAAUAAAUGGUAUCGAAAAAAUUCAAGAUGAAAAUCAAUUACACUCGAGGAUAAUAAAUAAUUAUGACAAAGUGACGAGAAAAGACAACAAAAGAGGUUUUGAAGUUGAUAAGAAUUACUGUUUUAUCGAGAGAAAUGGUAAUAAUAUUGUUGGCGAGGUUGUUAAUAUGCCAGAGGCUCAGUUGUAUGAAAGAAAUCAGUGCUCGUAUGAUUUAAAUAUAAAUAGCAGCAGAAGUGAAGUUUAUUCUGAACGAUUUGAUGCUCAUCGUGGUAAGCAAGAAGCUUGCCAAGCUAUUAAAUCCAAUGAAGACAGCUCAAAGAGCUGUGACAACUCUAUUUACGGAAGAAGCACACGAAAUGCUAGAAAUAGAAGUAAAUCAUAUGAAGACCACUUCAAAGACGUGGAUAAAAUUUACACUCUCAGUCAAGAGGAUGUUACAGUCACUGAGCUGAAGAGAAACAGUGUUGCGAGUUCAGUUGCAUCUUCACUCCGUCAUAAUGAUGAUAAAAGUAAUCGCGGUCUUAAGAAAAACAAACUCGAUGCUGCGAGACGCAACUCCAGGCACCAGGAGGGCGUUCAUGAGAUAGAGAGACUCCAAAGAGCAUCUAGGAUUGAUGGUUUCUCAAAGAAACAAGUGUGCAAUUCUUCAGAUGCUUUUACUUCAGACUCAAGUUACCCGAAAUGCAGAAAAAGAGACCGGGCUGGAAGCGAACCUCCGAUCAGCAGAACAGAGAAUGCGGCUAAAAUAAGUCAAGGCAUUAAAUUGAAACGUUCUGUCAGUGACAUUGAGGUUGAACGAGGUGAUUUGUUGACCAGAGUCGAGUUACCAAGACGUGGAAGCUUUUUGAAAUCCAGCAGCACUAGGGUACCAGCAAAUGUCCAUGGUGGCACUCCGUUGGGAUUCACAGAACUCUUUGAUGAAUUUAGAAAUCAGGAAGGACUGACUAGCGUUGAUGAUAUUCUAGAUGUUAUCAUUGAUCCUGAAGGAAUGUCUUUCAAUGAAUUGAAACCUCUUUACAAAGAAUUUUUAUUGAAACUGGCAUCGACUUUAACCCAGGACGAGUUAUAUCAAAGGUCAGCGAAUAUUAUGAAACGCAGACGACGCCCGCAGAGGAGAAGAUCAACACGGAAAUCCAGCCUCCUUGGUCGCGCUAUCAGAAGAUCUGUUUCGAAAUUAAAAACCGGGCCAACCGAGUUCACGUCUGUUAUAUUUCCAGCCCGGAAAUUCAGUGAAAGUUUCGACAGCAGUUCGUCUUGCGAUGUACGAAAUAGUCGGAACAGAGUUCUAGCCAGCAGGUUGAGCCGAAGAAAAUCAUCCUGGAGAAAAUCAUCUAAAGCUAUCAACUCGGAGGACAGUGACACGUGCAAGCGUGUGGCCCGGAGUGCGGGUGCGAAUCGGAGCAGCAGCGGGUACGUGAGUUGCAGCGAAUGCAGCUACGACUCUGAAUCGUGUACGUGUGUGUCUGCUGACAAGUGUUACUGCUCACUGCCAAGAAGAUCACCUGGACAACAAGUGACAGCUGUCAAUAAUCUCGUGGUAUGCAGCUGCGAUACUGACAGCUGUUCUGAAAGUAAUAAAUGCUACUGUGCAAAACGACCAGUCACUCAGCCUACUAUCCUAGAACAGCUUAGACAGCGCGGUAUCAUCCCAUCGGAAAGUACUAUCAGCAGAGAUGGAAGUCUGGAGAGAGCGAGAAUUAUAAAAAACAGUCGAAGUCAUUCAUCUUCGCAAAGUCUAGAGUAUCAUAAAAUGCGUCCAUCUCCAGUGAGAAGCAGCUCAGACAAUUUAGCACUGGACUAUGAUUUAUUCAGCCCAGGUAAAAAAUCACAGCAGUCCAAGUCUAACAAUGAGAAAGUCCUGGUAGUGAGUGCCCGGGACCCACACGGACGUUUGAUUUACGUCGGCGGUGCUAAUAGGAACAAAAAAUCAUUCUCCAACGGUGGGAAUCGACCUGGAGCUAAUCAGGAGGCGAUGUCUAUUAAAAAAACCGCUGAAAUCGCGGCGGUCUUUGGACCCGAGUCUAUAAGAAGUUGCAAAAGAACCAGCAGCACCUCCAGCAUGCGGAGCUCUGUAAGCUUAGAAGCUGGUCUAGGUUAUUUACCUUGAAGACUCUAGAUAAUUUUUUUUUUUAUAUCUAUUGUUUAGUUAUAAAUUUAACUGUUGCGAAUACUGUCUACUUGUAUCAGGGAUCUUUGCAAUAUUUAAGACUGUUAUAAAUUUUUUUUAUCUAGUUCUGUUGCCAUUGCACACUAAACAGAACCACAAAUAGAUAAAAAAAAAAAAAAAAAAAAAAUGAUAUUCAUGGAAAUCUAUUAGCAUAUUUAUCUCUGCUUUAAGUGACCUGAUUACUUUAAUCAAACUUACAAUACGGGUCUGUGCAAUUAUUUUACGUUUGUUAUUUUAAGAAGUUUACUGUAAAACUUUAUUAUAUAUCACAUUACUGUAAUUUCAUUCAAUUUUAUUACAUUAUCGUCUUAUUAAAUUAAUAAAAAUAAUUACUUUC
Messenger RNA from Microplitis demolitor, 3907 nucleotides. RefSeq lists its product as uncharacterized. Bases 1 to 3510 code for a protein of 1169 amino acids. The transcript is spliced from 6 exons. The record is from RefSeq and is a predicted model, not a curated record. NCBI's taxonomy places the organism in Eukaryota, Metazoa, Arthropoda, Insecta, Hymenoptera, Braconidae.